UCUGUUGACUGUGAGUGGUGGUUGAGGCAUCAUGAAAUCUGUUCACAUAGUUGCUUUAAUUCUAAUCGAUCUAAUUUGUCGAAUCGACGGAUUAGUGCAUUUCGUUCAGUUGGGAAAAGGAAAAAAAGGUUGUAUUCCCAAGACUGGCGGUAAAGAAUUAGCCGUGGGUGAGGCCAUGGAGGACCCCAACACUUGCGGAGUUAUCGUUUGCCAGAAUACGAACGGAGAUGCUCUGAUUCAUUAUUGUCAGAGGCCAGCUUCAUUUCAAGACUGUCCGACAACUGGCGUAUCAACUAUACAUGAAUUUCCCCAAUGCUGUUGGAUGUGUGUGAACUAUAUUAACUGCGGGGGCGGCGGUGGUGGAGCUGAAGCUCGUGAUGAAGGUGGUGAUGACGAUGGUGUUGGCGACGCUGCAACCACACCUGGUGGAGAUGCUAGUGCAGCUCCAGAAGGAGGUGAACCAGCAGCUGGUGCCCCUCCAGAGGGUGGCGAAGGAGCAACACCACCUCCCGAAACCAGAACGUGGCAAAAGCGUCGUGGAAAAGGACCAUUCAAGAAACAUUAAGGCCAAGACAUUUUACAUUGAAGAUUCCAGGUGUACUGCCAAUUGUAAAUAGCAGGGUUCAACUAAGAGGCGGUUUAGUUACCUAUAUGUAUGAUAUAUAACUACUAGGAGAAGGCAUUGUCUAUUUUUUUAAUUAUUAGAUUCAACAACAUACAUUUCAAGCAACCUUUAGCAAAUUAAUUGUACAUAUUAACACUCAUUCCAAUAUUUAAAAUUGUAACAAAAAGAAGAAGGCAAUCGGUAGAUUUUAACAUAGUGUAUGUAGUUUUAAUAUUUUGGUAAUAAAAGAGAUCGACAGAUAGUUCUAA
Scaptodrosophila lebanonensis is the source of this 873-nucleotide messenger RNA. RefSeq lists its product as uncharacterized. Bases 32 to 565 code for a protein of 177 amino acids. The record is from RefSeq and is a predicted model, not a curated record. The transcript is spliced from 3 exons. NCBI's taxonomy places the organism in Eukaryota, Metazoa, Arthropoda, Insecta, Diptera, Drosophilidae.